AUGGCCGACCCCAAUCUCAAGCAAAGGCAUAAGGCCUCAGCUAUGCCAGCACCCGUACCGGAUUUUGGAGGAGGAACUAAGGAAAAGGCCAUUGGAGAUCAUCCUUCUGGUGAAGUUAGACACGGAUUUGUCGCACAAGUUUGCAGAUUGUUAAGCUUCGCGACUUAUUUCUGGGCUGCUUGUUCUACGAUUCAAGCUACCCAACUGAUCGGCAUACCUUUGUACUGGAUAAACCGAGAUAUAUACUAUUCAUGGAUGGCACUCACGAAACAAUCUUUCGGCCUUGUAAUAACGACCAUGACACAAUGGUGGAGUCCAACAGUGGUUAGAAUAAGUGGUGAUGCUUCGGUAGCGGGGCAAUUGCGCAAAACUGCCGAUGGGAGAGCAGAAUGCCAUUUCCCAGAAAGAUUGAUUUUGAUCGCGAAUCAUCAGCUUUACACAGAUUGGCUUUACCUCUGGUGGGUGGCUUACACUAAUCAGCCUCAAACACAUGGUUAUAUUUAUAUUAUUGCAAAAAACUCUCUUAAAUGGGUUCCGAUUAUUGGUUGGGGAAUGCAGUUUUAUAAUUUUAUAUUCAUGUCGAGGAAGAUGGAAAAAGACCGACCGGUAAUGGCCCAUCGAUUCAAGCAACUUCAAGAGAAACGACCAGGGGCUUUGGAACUCGAUCCUAUGUGGCUUCUAUUGUUCCCCGAGGGUACGAAUGCAAGCGACAACAGAAGAGAGGCGAGUGCAAGAUGGGCAGAGAAGAUAGGUGUUAAGGAUAUGGAACAUGUUCUUCUUCCAAGGAGUACUGGCUUAUUUUUUAGUUUGAACGAGUUAAAAAAGACGGUCGAUUAUGUAUACGAUUGUACAAUGGCUUACGAAGGUGUUCCGAGAGGGAAGUUUGGCCAGGAUUACUUUACUUUAACCUCCUCAUACAUCGAGGGACGGCCACCAAAAUCAGUGAACCUCUAUUGGCGUCGAUUCAAAAUCGCCGAUAUACCUUUGGAUAAUGCCGAAAAAUUUGAAGUAUGGCUACGGGAGAGGUGGUAUGAGAAAGAUGCUUUGAUGGAGCAAUACAUGGUUACUGGUCGAUUUCCGCCUAACGUGACUUCGAAAGAGGGGACUAUAGAGGAGUUCAUUGAGACCGAAGUCAAACCAAAGCAUUGGUGGGAAGUUUUCAACAUCUUCAUCGUUUUGGCGACUGUGGGGCUAGUUGCGAAUCUAUUCACCAAGGCUUGGAACUUGGCCUUGUAUGGUAGCGUUAGGAAAUGA
Molecule: messenger RNA, 1254 nt
Organism: Sclerotinia sclerotiorum 1980 UF-70
Lineage: Eukaryota; Fungi; Ascomycota; Leotiomycetes; Helotiales; Sclerotiniaceae
Exons: 4
Coding region: 1-1254 (417 amino acids)
Cellular component (GO): endomembrane system
Molecular function (GO): acyltransferase activity
Source: RefSeq, a predicted model, not a curated record